AUGACGUCCUGGUGCGCCCCGCCGGCGCGCGGCGUGCUCUCGUUCGAGAUCACCGGGUACAGCCAGCACCGGGCCCUCGGCGCCGGCACGUUCAUCCAGUCCGCCGCCAUGGACGUCGGUGGGUACCGGUGGUGCAUCCGCUGCUACCCGAACGGGGACAGCAGGAAGGAAUCCAAAGGCUACGUCGGAGUCUACCUCGAGCUCCUCAGCAAGAAAGCCGAGGUGAGGGCGCUCUACGAGCUUUGGCUGGUUGACCAGGAGAAGGGCGGGCGCUGCUCGUCGCUGAUCUAUAGCGCCAGGGCGCCCACUCUGUUCAGCACCAGGGACGCUGCCGCCGGCGGCCCCAAGGUUUGCUGGGGCGCCGGUUGGAACAAGCUCAUGGAGUGGAACGCGCUGGAAGCGUCGUCGUCGCCGUACCUCAAGGACGACCGCCUCGUGAUCGAGUGCCACGUCACCGUCAUCAGGGAGCCAUGGGUGGUCGAGAGCUCCUCCUCCUCCUCCGCCGCCGCCGCCGUCGAGGCGCCCCGCCGGAGCCUGUCGCAGGAUUUCUCGAAGCUGCUGGAGACCAAGAUCGGAGCCGACGUCACCUUCAAGGUCCAAGGGCAAGCUUUCGCCGCGCACACCUGCGUGCUGGCGGCGCGGUCGCCGGUGUUCAGGGCGCAGUUCUCCGGCGAGCACGGCGCGCAGCAGCGCAGCGUGACCAUUCAAGCAGAAGACAUGGAGCCUGCCGUCUUCGAGGCGCUGCUCCGGUUCGUGUACACCGACUCGGUGUCCCCCUCCAUGGCCGGCCUCGGCGCCGACGAGAAGACCGAGAUGUGGGAGCGCCUGCUGGUGGCGGCGGUCCGGUACGACGUCGAGGGGCUCAAGUUGGUGUGCGAGAGGGCCCUGAGCGAGGGCCUCGACGCCGACACCGUGGCGAGCGUGCUGGUCCUCGCCGCCCGGCUCAACUGCGACGUGCUCAGGGACGCGUGCGUCGAGUACAUCGCCGGCACAUGCAGGCACAGGCUGCGCGACGUGGUGGCGAGCGACGGGUACGGCCACCUCAAAGCGUCGUACCCUGCCGUGUUUGUGGAUCUCUUUGAGAAGGUAGCUAGGAUUCGCUAG
Molecule: messenger RNA, 1104 nt
Organism: Panicum virgatum (switchgrass)
Lineage: Eukaryota; Viridiplantae; Streptophyta; Magnoliopsida; Poales; Poaceae
Product: BTB/POZ and MATH domain-containing protein 2-like
Exons: 1
Coding region: 1-1104 (367 amino acids)
Biological process (GO): protein ubiquitination
Molecular function (GO): protein binding
Source: RefSeq, a predicted model, not a curated record